Vicia villosa (hairy vetch) is the source of this 636-nucleotide messenger RNA. RefSeq lists its product as uncharacterized. Bases 1 to 636 code for a protein of 211 amino acids. Gene Ontology annotation, molecular function: DNA-binding transcription factor activity, RNA polymerase II-specific. The record is from RefSeq and is a predicted model, not a curated record. The transcript has 2 exons. NCBI's taxonomy places the organism in Eukaryota, Viridiplantae, Streptophyta, Magnoliopsida, Fabales, Fabaceae.
AUGGAUGGGUAUUCUGGUUUGUUAUAUUUCAAGUUUUCCCAACCGGAUAUCCCCUUUGUGGGUGUGGAUCCUCCUUUGAAGAAAUGCGAUGUAACUCAAACAUGUGUGGAUACAACUGAUGUUUUUGUAACUGGUCAAAAAUUUGCUACAAGAGAAGAGGCGAUAAGUUGGAUUAAGGACGUUGGAAUCAGGAAUAAAGUUACAGUUAUAAUAGCUCGUUCAGAUAUCAAAACAGGCAAGCGAGGAAGAAGUGAUAAAUUAAUAUUUGGUUGUGAUAGAGGUGGAAAAUACAAAAAAACAGAUAGCGAAACCCAAAGUGCUAGUAAGAGAUGUGGUUGUCCUUUCAAAAUUAGGUCAACACCGUCGAAAGAUGGUUCUGGAUGGAAGAUGGAUGUAAAAUGCGGAGUACACAACCACGGCUUACAUGAUAGAUUUGAAGGUCAUGCUUUCGUAAGUCGACUAAAUACAAAUGAUAAGCAACAUAUUGUUGAUUUGACAAAACGCCAUGUUCCACCAAGACACAUAUUAUUGUCAUUGCAAGAGCGUGACCCGGAGAAUGUCACUCGGAUCACGCAAAUAUACAAACAUAAGAGUAAGAUACAAAAAGACAUAAGGGGUCCUAGAACAGAAAUGUAA